ACACAUAAAAGAAUAAGAAAAUAAAAUAAAAAUGGGCUGAAAAGGAAGAGACAUGUAUGGUCAGGUGGGCAUAAAGAAUUUGGAACUGCAUGUCUUGCACACAUGAAUGAUGAAGGGUAUCUUUCUAGCUAUCAAUUUUAUCAAUCUCAUUUCAUAAUUCAUAUAUGAAAGAAACAAACACAGAAACAGAAACCCAGAAGAAGAUGAUGAUGAAUGAUUCACAACUCACAACACAGCUCCUGAGUGCCCAUUACGGCACAGCCUGUGAGAUUUCCUUGACAUGUUCUCUGAAGAAAGCGACAAGUUUGAGAUAAGUCCAAGCACCCCAUUAUGUGGGAAUCGGAGAGUGAGUCUGCUGCUGGGAGGGAAUAUGGGACUGGACUUCUCACUUCAACCAAGCACAGUGUCAAGACUGAGGGAUUUCACCAAAGAGGAAACUCUUGGUAUGUCUCAGCUGAUAUUCCAAGUGAUCUUGUGGUUCAAAUUGGAGAAGCAAACUUCCAUUUGCACAAGUAUCCUUUGCUGUCUCGAAGUGGAAAGCUGAACAGAAUCAUAUACGAUUCUCGCGACCCUGACUUGAAUAAGAUAGUUAUGGACGAUCUUCCUGGGGGGCCUGAAGCUUUUGAACUUGCAGCCAAGUUUUGCUAUGGAAUUGCGAUUGAUUUAACAGCAGCCAAUAUCUCUGGUCUGAGAUGCAGUGCAGAGUAUCUUGAAAUGACGGAGGACUUAGAAGAAGGCAAUCUUAUAUUCAAGACAGAAGCUUUUCUGAGCUAUGUGGUUUUGUCUUCAUGGAGAGACUCCAUAGUAGUGUUGAAAAGCUGUGAGAAGCUGUCGCCAUGGGCAGAGAAUCUACAAAUUGUGAGAAGAUGCAGUGAGUCCAUAGCAUGGAAAGCCUGUGCCAAUCCAAAGGGGAUAAGGUGGUCAUACACUGGAAGAAGGGCAUCACAAGUUUCCAGCCCAAAAUGGAAUGACAUGAAGGACUCAAGUCCUAGUAGGAAUCAGCAGGUUCCCCCAGAUUGGUGGUUUGAGGAUGUUUCAAUCCUUAGGAUUGAUCACUUUGUAAGAGUCAUUACUGCAAUUAAGGUAAAGGGCAUGAGGUAUGAGUUGAUUGGUGCUGGAAUAAUGCACUAUGCAACUAAGUGGCUACCUGGUUUGAUGAAUGACACAACAAUCCCACCAGAUGAAGGAAGCAACAGUAGUAACAGUAACAGUAGCUCUAGUAGUGGUGGCUGGAAAAGUGGACUUCAAAUGGUUGUGUCUAGACCUAGAGAUGACACUUCAACUCUUCAAGCUAAAGAUCAAAGGAUGAUCAUUGAGAGCCUCAUCAGCAUAAUUCCCCCACAGAAGGACAGUGUCUCAUGCAACUUCCUGCUCAGGCUACUGAGAAUGGCAAACAUGUUAAAGGUUGCACUUGCAUUGAUCACUGAAUUGGAGAAAAGGGUGGGAAUGCAAUUUGAGCAAGCUACACUGGGUGAUCUUCUAAUCCCAUGUUAUAACAAAAAUGACACUGUUUAUGAUGUAGAUCUUGUUCAGAGGCUGCUAGAGCAUUUUCUUGUUCAAGAGCAGACUGAAAGUUCAAGCCCAAGCAGACCACCCUUUCCUGAUAAGCAUGCCACCAGUAACAUCAAUGCCAAGACAAGAGUGGCAAGACUUGUGGAUAGUUAUCUCACUGAGGUUUCCAGAGAUAGAAACCUUACCCUCACAAAGUUUCAGGUUCUUGCAGAAGCUUUGCCUGAAUCAGCUAGAACCUCUGACGAUGGACUCUACAGAGCAAUUGAUUCAUAUCUUAAGGCACAUCCAACUCUAACUGAGCAUGAAAGAAAGCGACUCUGCCGUGUGAUGGAUUGUCAGAAACUCUCCAUUGAUGCUUGUAUGCAUGCUGCACAAAAUGAAAGGCUUCCAUUGAGGGUAGUGGUGCAAGUUCUGUUCUCUGAACAGGUGAAGAUAAGCAAUGCACUAUCCAACAGUUCUCUGAAAGAAGGUGUUGAGUCUCACUACCAGCCAAUGCUUCCAAACCGGAAAACACUUCUAGAAGGGACACCACAAUCAUUCCAAGAAGGGUGGGCUGCAGCUAAGAAAGACAUCAACACACUAAAGUUUGAGCUUGAGACUGUGAAAACCAAGUACUUGGAGCUUCAAAACGACAUGGAAAAUCUGCAGAAACAGUUUGAUAAGCUGCUAAAGCAGAAGCAUACAUCAGCAUGGACCAGUGGGUGGAAGAAACUAAGCAAACUUACCAAAAUGACCAACGUGGAAAAUCAUGAUAUUUCUCCUCAGCUUCCAACUUCAGAAGAACAGAACAGAAAGACAACAACUAGAAAGUGGAGAAACUCAAUAUCCUGAGAGAUAAUAAACUCUCAACUGCAUUGGAUUGGAACUUAUACCUCUCAUGUUUCAGUUUGUGUUCCAGACUUUAUUCCCUUUUUUUUUUACCAUAUUUCAUUCCUUCUUUCUUUCUUUUAAACAGCAAGAAUUUGUGGCUUCUCUUCGUUUAAUUCUUUCUUCCUUCUUUUAUAGAAAUCGCUGUGAAAUUCAAACUACAUUGUAAUUUUUCACCAGAUCCAAUCAUAGUUUUCCUUUGCAAGUUCUAGAGGCA
Vigna unguiculata (cowpea) is the source of this 2596-nucleotide messenger RNA. RefSeq names its product root phototropism protein 3-like. The record is from RefSeq and is a predicted model, not a curated record. Lineage: Eukaryota; Viridiplantae; Streptophyta; Magnoliopsida; Fabales; Fabaceae. Gene Ontology annotation, molecular function: protein binding.